GGAAUCGAACCCACGACCACAUGGUUAAAAGCCAUGCGCUCUACCAGCUGAGCUAAGACGGCUCCGUCAAACGGAAAAUUGAAUUCACCAUCAAAAUUUCACAUAAAAUUGCAAUGCUUUGAACAGCAGUAAAAGGGAAUAACAAGACGUUUUCGAGAGUCGUCGGAGAAUCAAAACUUUGCCGGAAAAUUUGAGGAGAGAGAAACCCCCAUCUGAAUCUCCUACGCCAAAUUCCGACGACAUGACAGAAAUUUCUCCCGGAGAUUCGAAACUUCCGUCGGAAAAUCAACCUGAAUCUUUCGAUUCUUCUACUAUGCGAAAGACGAAACCUGGAAUCAAGCGCAUUUCCAUUACUCUUUCAGUCCUUUUCUCUUUCCUCUUAGGAAUUCCGUUUCUAUUGAAGUCUGUGGAAAUAUAUCGGUCACCGCUGCCUUUUAAAUACAUGGAUUCGCUAUCGAGUGUUAUUGAAUCCGAACCUUUGCUCUUUCCGUGUCGAUUCCAAGUAGUUUUUAUAGGUUUUGAUGAACUAAAUGAUGCUGACAAACUUGGAUUUUCGAUUGCUGAGCGUAUGAGGGAAGUAGUGGGGGAUGAUCGGGUUUGUGGAAGUUGCGGGACGAAUUUUACCAUUUCGGUUUCUUUGGAGUUGGAGCAUAGUUGUGUGCAGAGCGAGAAUGGUGGAAAUGGUUGCUCUUUGCAGUGUGGGCUAUUGAAGGAUGCUGAUUUUGGUGCAAAAUGGGAUGAUGAUGAACUUGUUGAUGAACUAUUGGACGGUGCGUUGUCAAUUAGUCAGAAAUGUUCAAGUGACAAUGGAAAGGUUUACAGCGUUGUUGUCGUGAAAAGGGACGAGAAAGUUAGGGCAGUGGUAGGAAAGCAUAGGCACGGGUGGAUCAUUGGCAAGGUUUCCGAGGCAGAGGCAGUCGAGAGGAUUGCUGAAAUUUUCGUGAGGGUAUUUAUUAACGGCGGGAAAGAAGAAGGUUCAAUUCACAGUGAGUUUAUGCCUGUUGGUGCUGAUGGUCGGGUUGUACUAUCUUUUAGCCUGUUAAAUGCAGAUCCACACGAUUGGAUAUAUGAUUGGGACUUUCAGAGACUAUAUGAGACUCAACUGACUCCAGUUGUUGAGGCUAUGGCAUCUAUAGCUAAAAUAAGCGUAGAAAGUCAGAUUUUAUACCAUACUCCAAAAUCUUUUUUCUCUCAUUGGGAUGACCACACAGGUGCCUACAUCUAUAACACUAAGGAUCUUCCUUUCUUUGUAAAUUCAAAUGAAUGGCAUUUGGAUACUUCAUCCGCAGCAGGAGGACGUUCCAAAAUUUUGCACGUUGUUGUAUAUGUACCAUCUGCAAAGGAAUGUCCUCUUUCACUGCAACUUCCUAAUGGGGAGAUCUCGGCAACAAAUGGCUUUAUAUCUCCUAUGUGGGGAGGUGUCAUUGUCUGGAAUCCAUCUGGUUGUUCAAGUCAUUCUCAGACCAAGGGUCAUGCUAGGCAUUCAAUCCCCUUCAAUGAACUUGAAAACAUUGUUGAAAUUUUCUUGGGGCAGUUGCGGCAGCUUUUUGGUCUUAAGUCUGAAACACUCUAUGUUGGUUCUUCGGGCACAGUCAAUCUUCUGGCUAGUGAAAAAGGCUUCACGAAAUGGGAAUUGGAUCUGUUGGCCCGGCAUCAUACGUGCUUUAAUCUUCAGUCAUGUGCAACCACACUCGGUUCUCUUUCCAGAUUGGUUCAAUCACUGCCAAGGAUGAUCAUAAAGGAUGAAAUAGGAAAACAGGUAGAAUACUCUCUUGACGCGGCAGAUUUUGCACGAAGAAAUGCUACUCUUGGGGCCUAUGACGAUUCUGCUGUGUUGUCACGGCAAGCAAGAUCGUUGGCGGAAGACGCCUUCUUUCAUCCAUCUAUCAUGUCUGUGAGCUAUUACUCGUUUGAGCAUUGCUUUGCAGUCUACUCGCCCUUCUUCCUACCAGUAGCAAUGCAUGUACUCCUCGCAGCUGUCAAAGAAUGGAAACGAUACAAGCAAGAAAAAAUGAAGUAUUUGACAUGGAAAGCGAAAGAGGUUGCAUCUUGAUCCCUUUGGAUUGUGCAGAAAGUUGUCCUGACAACUCCUGGGGAACUGUGAUGAGCAGAACAGGUGCUGAUCCAGAUGAACAUCAUUUACGGAACUUUUAGAGAUCUCCUGGAAAUACGCUCUGCAACGGGUUGGAGAAAGCUUGCGAGUUGCUUCAUUGUUUUGGGGGAUCGAGUUACUGGUGCUUCAUCCCUUUUCAAGCAUAAUGAUUACUCUCAAAUUCAAGGACGUUCUGCUUCUGGCACAAGUAAAUUUAUGUCUUGUUAACAUGAUUUCUUAUUGAAUACUCCCUCUGCCCUUGAUGUUUGCCCAUUGCGAAUUUGACUUCUUUAGGAGUUGGGAAAAAGUUGUGCAGAUGUAACUCUAAUAAAAAAGUGAUAUAACUUCAAAAAAAGAAUAUUAGAAAAAUUCCAAAAAAAAUUUUAGGUGAUAUAACUCUAGUGAACAAAUGUUGUAACUCUAAUCCAAUCGUGUGUUUGAGAUUCAUUUUCAUUUCU
Messenger RNA from Beta vulgaris subsp. vulgaris (sugar beet), 2550 nucleotides. RefSeq lists its product as uncharacterized. The record is from RefSeq and is a predicted model, not a curated record. Lineage: Eukaryota; Viridiplantae; Streptophyta; Magnoliopsida; Caryophyllales; Amaranthaceae. The transcript is spliced from 13 exons. Gene Ontology annotation, biological process: attachment of GPI anchor to protein. Gene Ontology annotation, cellular component: GPI-anchor transamidase complex. Bases 242 to 2053 code for a protein of 603 amino acids.